AUGCCUUCUACAUCUCAAACAGAUCAUAAACCAUCAUCACACUCUGCGGACACUGAACGAACGACCUUCCACAAUGCGCAUGUGUCGCUUUCGCAAGAUGCAAAUUCACCCCUAAACGAGAGUACCGAACUCACACAAGGCUCUCUUCCAAUUUUGUUGCCAAGAACUUACCAACCACCGGCUCCUAGAUUCCAAAACAAGGCAAUCUCCCCAGGUCAACCCCCCGACACGCCUGAUCCUCGCUUCCGUUUGUGUGUCAAGAUUCCGUGCUCAGAUACUAAUUUAUCGCCAAUAUCACGGCUGGUAUCGACGAGCGGAGCACAGCAUCCGCGAAUGGAGGACGGCCUGAGACCGGGAGGAAUCCAAUCCAUGUGUGCCUCAAUCAUCGGCGACGCUACUAUGGAAGACAUCUCACUGAGGCCAAAUGAGGCGCCUAGUCCCGGAAUCUUGUUCGGCCCACGACGAUCCCCUCAGGGGCUGGCUGAUCGAAGAGGCCUAAGGACUAGUUCCCUGGACUGGAAGCGAUAUUCAAGUCCUCAGCACCACUCAUUUGAUGCCAGAACCAACACGCCCACUCACUCGCGAACUGUUAGUUCAGGUUCAAGUACCCGGUACGCAAGGGAUAGUCUCAUGUCGCCGGUCCUAUAUGCACGAUAUCUUGAAAAUGACCCCUUCACACAAGGGCGUCACCAUUCUUCGUCAACAUCUCAGGAGAAACUGACUUUACCCACCCCCAUUCCGGAUUCCCCUACAUUGGGUCACGAGCAUGAAGAGUCGGAUCUAUUUGCUGAUACUAGUAGAGAUGAAAUCCACGAGGAGCAGUCUUUUGAUCUCCUCAAGACAUAUAUGCGGAGCAGGAGGAACCGUACGAAACAUUCCAAUGACGGAACCGCCCCCCCUACCAGCGCCAAUCAAUCUGCAACCAAGACAUUGGGUUCUAAACAUCGUGGGGUGCACUGGUACAGCUCCAGCUUCGCUUUAAACAAAGUCAAGAGCCACGAGGCGUUCACGUUACUUCCCCAGCCAUCACCGGCCAGCAAUCAACGCAUUCAUUCCAGCCGGCCGCCAGAUAUUAGCACACUACCUCUAAAUUACCCGUUUAGGAAACCCGCCAAAACGUGCGGUAUAUCAGAUAAAUCUACAGCAUUAGCAUUACAAAUAUUCGAUACAACGUCACGACUCGCGUCGGUGGCAAACAAACGCGACUCUAUCCUCUCCAUCACUCCCCGGCCAAACCAAUCAUGCGACGCGCAAAAGCAAUCCUGUGUUCCUAAACCUUCCAGGCUUGGCAGUCUAUUCUCUCGGCACAUUCGAAGCGGAUCAUCGGGCAGCAGCGCUGCAGAAUUCCAAGCCCCCGUCGCAAAUGCAUCUAGUACCAACGAGAAGGCGCCCCGAGACCCCGGGAGCAGUCGGGAUCACGUGGAGUUGCAGGACGAAAGUGCCAGUGUUUACAGUCAACCGUCAAUGUUGGAGACGCAGGUUCAAGAACAGCACCCGAGAGUCGCUUCGGCAGGCAGCUAUUCCUACACGACCAGCACCAGCAGCAUUGCUGGGAUUCGAGACAAGUUGAAGCUGAAGAUGGCGCCGUCUCAGGUGAAACAGCAACCGGGCCUGUAA
Messenger RNA from Metarhizium brunneum ARSEF 3297, 1617 nucleotides. RefSeq lists its product as uncharacterized. Lineage: Eukaryota; Fungi; Ascomycota; Sordariomycetes; Hypocreales; Clavicipitaceae. The record is from RefSeq and is a predicted model, not a curated record.